This is a messenger RNA of Odocoileus virginianus texanus, 3164 nucleotides long. RefSeq names its product BAR/IMD domain containing adaptor protein 2 (gene BAIAP2). Gene Ontology annotation, cellular component: nucleoplasm; cytosol. Gene Ontology annotation, molecular function: cytoskeletal adaptor activity; protein binding. Gene Ontology annotation, biological process: actin crosslink formation; actin filament bundle assembly; plasma membrane organization. Lineage: Eukaryota; Metazoa; Chordata; Mammalia; Artiodactyla; Cervidae. The record is from RefSeq and is a predicted model, not a curated record.
UAUAAAGGAGGCCGCCGGAGGGGUGCCGCGCUCCUGGUCCCGCUCGGUGCGCUGUUUGUUAGGUUUCCUCGUCGCGUCCGCAGUCGCCGCUACUUGCGCCCCUGCUUUGGUCAGUGGUGCAGCCGGACCAGCACCAUGUCACUGUCUCGCUCGGAGGAGAUGCACCGGCUCACGGAAAAUGUCUACAAGACCAUCAUGGAACAGUUCAACCCCAGCCUGCGGAACUUCAUCGCCAUGGGCAAGAACUACGAGAAGGCAUUGGCAGGUGUGACGUAUGCUGCCAAAGGCUAUUUUGACGCUCUGGUGAAGAUGGGCGAGCUGGCCAGCGAGAGCCAGGGCUCCAAAGAACUCGGGGAUGUUCUCUUCCAGAUGGCUGAAGUCCACAGGCAGAUUCAGAAUCAGCUGGAAGAAAUGCUGAAGUCUUUUCACAACGAGCUGCUCACACAGCUGGAGCAGAAGGUGGAGCUGGACUCCAGGUACCUGAGUGCUGCGCUGAAGAAAUACCAGACGGAGCAGAGGAGCAAAGGUGAUGCACUGGACAAGUGCCAAGCUGAGCUGAAGAAACUCCGCAAAAAGAGCCAAGGGAGCAAAAACCCCCAGAAAUACUCGGACAAGGAGCUGCAGUACAUCGACGCCAUCGGCAACAAGCAGGGUGAGCUGGAGAGCUACGUGUCCGACGGUUACAAGACCGCCCUCACCGAGGAGAGGAGGAGGUUCUGCUUCCUGGUGGAGAAGCAGUGCGCCGUGGCCAAGAACUCUGCCGCCUACCACUCCAAGGGCAAGGAGCUGCUGGCACAGAAGCUGCCGCUAUGGCAGCAGGCCUGCGCCGACCCCAACAAGAUCCCUGACCGCGCUGUGCAGCUGAUGCAGCAGAUGGGCAGCAGUAACGGCUCCAUCCUACCCAGCGGCCUGUCCGCCUCCAAGUCCAACCUGGUCAUCUCAGACCCCAUUCCGGGGGCCAAGCCCCUGCCGGUGCCCCCCGAGCUGGCCCCAUUUGUGGGGCGGCUGUCUGCCCAGGAGAACGCACCCGUCAUGAACGGCGUCUCGGGCCCAGACAGCGAGGACUACAACCCGUGGGCUGACCGCAAGGCCGCCCAGCCCAAGUCCACGUCUCCCCCACAGUCUCAGAGCAAGUUGAGCGACUCCUACUCCAACACGCUUCCUGUGCGCAAGAGCGUGGCGCCCAAGAACAGCUACGCCACCACCGAGAACAAGACCCUGCCGCGCUCGAGUUCCAUGGCCGCUGGCCUGGAGCGCAACGGCCGCAUGCGGGUGAAGGCCAUUUUCUCCCACGCGGCCGGGGACAACAGCACCCUGCUAAGCUUCAAGGAGGGCGACCUCAUCACCCUGCUGGUGCCCGAGGCCCGAGAUGGCUGGCACUAUGGAGAGAGCGAGAAGACCAAGAUGCGGGGCUGGUUUCCCUUCUCCUACACCCGAGUCCUGGACAGCGAUGGAGGGGACAGGUUGCACAUGAGCCUGCAGCAGGGCAAGAGCAGCAGCACGGGUAACCUCCUGGACAAGGAGGACCUGGCCCUCCCGCCCCCCGACUACGGGACGUCCUCCCGGGCCUUCCCCACCCAGACGGCCGGCACCUUCAAGCAGAGGCCCUACAGCGUGGCCGUGCCCGCCUUCUCCCAGGGUCUGGAUGAUUAUGGGGCGCGGGCCGUGAGCAGCGGCAGCGGCACGCUGGUGUCCACAGUGUGAGGACGCUGACCGGGCAGCCGCUCGAAGAGCCCCGCCGCCCCCACCCCCGUCUGUCUGUCUCCAUCGGUUUCUUCCUCCGCUCUCGUUGGUUUCUUCCUCGGUCGUUUUUCUUUCCCACUUGCCCCCUCCCCGCCUUUCGGUUGGUGACCCCAGACUCUGUGAUCCCCCAGGGUCCAUGGUGCUGCCCCAUACCCGCUCCCCGUGUUUACACACCCGCCCCCCGUGUGUCCCGCCAGGCAGGGCCUGCUGCCAGGCGGCGCGGGCAGGGCAUCCUCGCCGCAGCCCCCCUUCCACCGCCGUACUCACGACACGCUGUCCCUAUUUGAAGGCUCACCAUGAGCCAGGUCUAAAGUUUGAAGAAAAAGAAAAAUUCAAAAAAAAAACAACAAAAAGAUGAAAAACAGGAAAAGGACUUUUUUUUUUUCCUGAACAACAAAAACAGAUAUGCAUGGACUCCGGUGUACGUACUGUUAUCUCGCAUCCGACCCCCCAGCGCACACUGGCACCUGUGUCGGGAGAGGGGGGUGCUGGGGGCUCCGAGAGGCUCUGGACCCCGGGGGCGCCCCUCCAGGCCGCACCCAGAGAGGGGCUGGGGCCAAGCUGGGGGGGGCCUCCUGAGGAAGCUGGCCGCUCCUGUGAGGGAGGCCCCGGCCCUGUCCGCCCACCCGCUGGGCCCCUGACGGCUCCCUGGUCCCGGACGCUGCUGAACAAUGUGCAGACCAGAGUGCGGUGCCAGCCUCGGGCACCAUGGCCGUGACUGCACAGGGCGCUGGCGGGGAGGGGGCCCGGCCGCACUCGGACAUUCCAAAGACCUCCAGAGACCACCCCCGCCCCCACGUGUUCUGGAAAUCAUUUCUCUGACCAGCCCGUGACGGAGUGAGGGCAGCUCCGGGCGCCCCGCUGCCCCCCCACGCCUGCCCCGUCCUCCCUAAACGCUCUCGUGUGUCUCGGUGGCUUCAGAAGCAGACACGCUGGACCCAGUGGCUCCUGGUGUUGCCCUUCACGCCUUGAAUCUGGGAAGUGAGUGAGGGCACAGCCGCUCCGCCCUUCCCACCGCAGGAGCCCCCGUGAAGCUGUGGACCUUUUUCUGAUGUGAUUUAGCCAAACCCUCCCGCCCCCUCCUGUGGACUAGGACGUGCCUGGUAGCGUGUGUGAGAGAAGCAGCUCAAGACGCAGACAGACCCUGUUUUAUAAUUUAAGGAGAAAACAAAGCCAGAACACGGACCUUUGUUUAAAAAAAAAAAAAAAAGAACCUUCUAUGUUGGUGUUCUAAUUUUGCUAAAAGAUCUCAAAUCCAGGGGAUUCCAUGCUCAAUGGAUGAAUGUAGACACAAAACCGCAAAACUUGUAUGAAGAUGUAAAGUGCUGAAAAUAUUUUUCCUGUUUCCUUUCCCUUUUUUUUUUUUAAUCUGAAUUGUGCCCUGUACUGCAGUUGUUUGAAUAAAAGUUUUAUUUAUUGCA